CUAAUUAAUUACUGAGACCUCCUCUAGGAGGUGAAGGUCCUUAUAUUAACCAACUUUCUCAACUUUUUCUCUCUCUCUCUCUCUAUAUAUGUAGGUGUAUAUAUAUCAGCAAAACCCCGUGGACCAUUUCUUUCUUCUUAUUUCUUCUUCAUCUUCAGCUCAGUAGUACUCUUUUUCCAAUAAUAAAUAUAAUUAAUUAAUAAUAAUAUGGCGGAGGUGGUGAAGGAGAGAGUACAAUCCAUAGCUCAUUCCAUCAAUGCUGAAAUGAAAGACACAAUCCCAGAUGAGUUCAUAAUGCCAGUGGAGGAUCAGCCCAUUCUCACCACAUUCAAAGGGCCAAUCCCUGAAAUCCCCACCGUUGAUCUGAGUGAGCCGGAUCAGGAGAAGCGGGUCGGGUCAAUUGUCCAGGCUGCAAAGGAGUGGGGUUUCUUCCAAGUGGUGAACCAUAAGAUGCCUGUUGAGCUGAUAAGGAAGUUGAAGAAUGUUGGAGAAGAAUUCUUUGAGCUUCCACAAGAAGAGAAAGAAGUCUAUGCCAGGCCACUUGGGGCCACAUCCAUUGAAGGCUAUGGAUCCAAGAUAUCUAAGGGUGCCAAAUCUUGGGUCGAUCAUCUCUUUCAUAGGAUAUGGCCUCCUUCCACCAUUAACUACCAAUUUUGGCCCAAAAAUCCUCCCUCUUACAGGGAGGUAAAUGAAGAGUAUGGGAAGUACGUGAAAGAAGUGGGAGAUGAGAUAUUGAAGAGUCUUUCAUUAGGGUUAGAGUUGGAAGAGAGUAGGAUGAAGGAAGCAGUGGGAGGAGAAGAGAUUGAAUAUAUGAUGAAGAUUAAUUAUUACCCACCAUGCCCUCGUCCUGAUCUUGCUCUUGGAGUUCAGCCUCACACUGACUUGUCCUCUCUCACCAUUCUUGUCCCCAAUGAUGUCCCUGGUCUUCAAGUUUUCCAUCACAACCAUUGGAUCGAUGUCCAAUACAUCCCUAAUGCCCUUGUCAUUCACAUUGGUGAUCAGGCCCAGAUUGCAAGCAAUGGAUUGUACAAGAGUGUUCUGCACAGAACAACAGUGAAUAAGAGCAAAGUGAGGAUGUCAUGGCCAGUGUUCUUGGAACCACCUGCUGAGUUCGUGGUGGGACCCAUACCCGAGUUGCUGACUCAGGACAACCCUCCAAAGUUCAAGACCAAACUCUUCAAGGAUUAUGCCUACUGCAAACUCAACAAGAUUCCCCAGUGAAUGAUCAUAUAUUAAUUUCAAAACAUUAUUAUAUUUAUAAAAUAAAUUAAUAAUUUAUAACAAUCUUAAAGCAUUAUUAUACAUAGUUAUUAUUAUGUUUGAUUUCCACCAAUCUGCGUGUAAUGUGUGUUAACUAGAGCUAACAGCAUCUCCAAAUGGGGUGCUAGCACUACCACAAAAAGCUUAUUUCCUGUCGGUUUUUAACUGUUAUUAAAAGUUUUGUCA
Molecule: messenger RNA, 1446 nt
Organism: Cannabis sativa
Lineage: Eukaryota; Viridiplantae; Streptophyta; Magnoliopsida; Rosales; Cannabaceae
Product: flavonol synthase/flavanone 3-hydroxylase
Exons: 3
Coding region: 208-1221 (337 amino acids)
Source: RefSeq, a predicted model, not a curated record